Glycine soja is the source of this 2884-nucleotide messenger RNA. Its product is annotated as U-box domain-containing protein 17-like. NCBI's taxonomy places the organism in Eukaryota, Viridiplantae, Streptophyta, Magnoliopsida, Fabales, Fabaceae. Bases 504 to 2654 code for a protein of 716 amino acids. Gene Ontology annotation, cellular component: nucleus; cytoplasm. The transcript has a single exon. Gene Ontology annotation, biological process: cell surface receptor signaling pathway; protein ubiquitination. The record is from RefSeq and is a predicted model, not a curated record. Gene Ontology annotation, molecular function: ubiquitin-protein transferase activity; protein binding.
ACCCCAAAAUAAAUGCAAAUAAAAAAACAAAACAAAAAAUGAAUGGACCAGAAUCUGCAUGAUCAAUCCGUCAAACUUAGGAAAGUCAUUAUCACGCAGGCUGCAUCGAAACUCCUACGGGAUUGAAAAUUAGAAAAAAAAGAAACAACACAAAGUCAUAGGAAAUUCAGUCCCUCUUACUUUUCCUUCUUGCACUCAUACGCGGAUUCGGCCCAUUUUUUAAUUCUCCAUCCUCAUCGCUUCUUCUUAACCCUUUGAACAUUCAAUCCCUCACCCAACACCACCAUCAACUGUUUCAUAGUCUUUCUUUCUCUCUUGCGUUUCCCAGAAUAAUUUUUCCGGAAAAUUUCUUCACUCCCACCCCAGAUCUGAAACUUCCGCAAGUUCUUAUCUUUUCCCUUAGAAACUUCUGUGUUCUUAAAAUUAUCAUCUGGGUAUCGAAGAUAACAACAUAUUAAAUCCCCCAAGUGGAGUUUCAACGCGGAAACCCUAGAAUUUAUUGAAUGGCUUCAGGGGCAAUUUUCUCGUCCCUCCGGCGGAGAAGGUCGCCGACGUUGGAAGCGUUUCUGGCCCCCGUUGACUUAAGCGACGUCGCUUUGGUUCAGACCCUCAUCUCCGUUGCCAACGAGAUUGUGUCGUGUUUUUCGAAGCGUAGUUUCUUCUUCCAGCGCAAGAACUCGCGGUCUCUGAUCCGAAAAGUGGAAGUUUUUCAGUUGCUUUUGGAGUAUUUGCGUGAUUCCCAAUCGGGUUCUUCGUGUCUUCCACCCACGGCGGUGCUUUGUCUCAAGGAGCUCUACCUCUUGCUCUACCGCUCCAAGAUUCUCCUCGAUUACUGCGCCCAAUCGAGUAAGUUGUGGCUCUUGCUUCAGAACCAUUCCAUCUCUGGUCACUUCCAUGAUUUGAACCAGGAGAUUUCUACCCUUAUGGAUGUUUUUCCUGUUAAGGAUGUUUUGUUGAGUAAGGAUGUUAGGGAACAGGUUGAGCUCUUGCAGAAACAGUCUAGAAGAGCUAAGCUUUUUAUAGAUAUGAAGGAUGAUGCUCUCAGGCUUCGGUUUUUCUCCUUUCUUGAUGAGUUUGAGAAUGGAGGGAUUCCUGAUUCUGCUGAAUUGGGGUCUUUCUAUGUUGAGAAGCUGCAGAUUGUUGAUGCGGCUAGUUGUAGGACUGAAAUUGAGGGCUUGGAGGAGCAGAUUGUUAAUCAUGAAGGUGACAUUGAGCCUACUAUUUCUGUGCUUAAUGGGUUGGUGGCUAUGACUAGAUAUUGCAGGUUUUUGCUCUUUGGCUUUGAGGAGGAUGAGCUUGGUUUUGAGAGUGGAAGUCAGAAGAAGCCUAAGAGGAGGUUGAUUACUCAGGAAAUUGCUGAAACGUUUUUUACUGUUCCUAAGGACUUUUGCUGUCCAAUUUCGUUGGAUUUGAUGAGAGACCCUGUGAUUAUUUCCACUGGUCAAACCUAUGACCGGAGUUCAAUUUCGAGGUGGAUGGAAGAAGGGCAUACUACUUGCCCCAAAACAGGUCAAAUGCUUGCUCACACUCGUCUUGUUCCAAACCGGGCUCUGAGGAAUUUGAUUGUGAAGUGGUGCACUGCACAUGGAGUUCCUCUUGAGCCACCAGAGGUCAUGGAUGCGAUGGGUGAAGUUUUCCCGUCGGCCUGUCCCACCAAAGCUUCCCUUGAAGCCAACAGAGCCACAGCGACGCUUCUCAUUCAACAGCUCGCUGGUGGGUCUCAAGCUGGGAAGACUGUGGCUGCCCGGGAAAUAAGGUUGCUUGCAAAAACUGGAAAGGAAAACCGAGCCUUCAUUGCAGAAGCAGGGGCAAUUCCGUAUCUGAGGAAUUUACUUUCAUCGCGAAAUGCUGUUGCUCAGGAGAAUUCUGUGACUGCGCUGCUCAAUUUGUCCAUUUUUGACAAGAACAAAAGUAGGAUUAUGGACGAGGAAGGGUGUCUAGGAUCGAUUGUUGAUGUGUUGAGAUUUGGACACACCACAGAGGCAAAGGAAAAUGCUGCUGCGACGUUGUUCAGUCUAUCGGCCGUCCAUGACUAUAAGAAAAUAAUUGCAGAUGAGAUGCGAGCAGUCGAGGCCCUCGCAGGACUGUUGCAAGAGGGGACUCCAAGAGGAAAGAAGGAUGCUGUGACAGCUUUGUUCAAUCUUUCCACACACACUGAGAAUUGUGUUAGAAUGAUCGAGGCCGGGGCAGUGACAGCUCUUGUUAGUGCUUUGGGGAAUGAAGGAGUUUCAGAAGAAGCAGCUGGUGCACUGGCCUUGAUCGUCCGGCAGCCAAUUGGGGCCAAAGCAGUGGUGAAUGAGGAAUCAGCAGUGGCUGGAUUAAUUGGAAUGAUGCGUUGUGGAACACCGAGAGGUAAAGAGAAUGCGGUUGCAGCGAUGCUCGAGUUGUGCCGGAGUGGAGGUGCAGCUGCAACAGAAAGGGUUGUGAAGGCACCAGCUUUGGCCGGAUUACUUCAAACCCUUCUUUUUACGGGGACAAAACGCGCAAGAAGAAAAGCAGCUUCACUUGCAAGAGUUUUUCAGAGAUGUGAGCAUGCAACUUUACAUUAUGGUGGAUUAGGUGUUGGCUAUGCGUUUGCUAGCAAUUCAAAUACAACUAGGGAUACCAGCUUUGCGGGUGAUGUUUCAGUACCAAUGUCCAUUUCUGUGUUAUAGUGGUAAUACUCCUGUGUUUACUUAAGUUCCCAAUUUUUGUUGUAACUUGUAAGUGUUUACAGAUUCUUUUAUUGAAAUUUAAAGUCAUAAGAAAUUAUAGCAAUAUCAUCAUGUAUUCUAAGAGAUCCAGGAGUGUUGUUGAGCAGUUAGCCUCAACACAUAUGUUAUGAGUCAAAUGAUGUAAGAAUAGAGAAUGCUCAUAAAAAAGAGAGACCAUGUCUGGAAUCAUA